Cylas formicarius (sweet potato weevil) is the source of this 1581-nucleotide messenger RNA. RefSeq names its product DNA primase large subunit (gene Prim2). Gene Ontology annotation, cellular component: alpha DNA polymerase:primase complex. The transcript is spliced from 4 exons. Bases 63 to 1469 code for a protein of 468 amino acids. Gene Ontology annotation, biological process: DNA replication, synthesis of primer. Lineage: Eukaryota; Metazoa; Arthropoda; Insecta; Coleoptera; Brentidae. The record is from RefSeq and is a predicted model, not a curated record.
AAGGUUAGUAUUUUGAUGAACGUGUACGAGAAAAAAUUGAAAAUAUUUUCUCUUUGUAAAAUAUGGAUACAAAUGUAAGAAGAAGACGCUUACACAAAGCGAUCGUCGAUGUUCAAGCGAAUAUUUAUAAUCACGACGUAUCGUUAUACACACAGAUUCCUUUAUUAGAAAUUUCUCUUUCCGAAUUUGAAGAGUUGGCUUUAGAUCGACUGCAGUUGCUCAGAAUUAUCGAGCAAGCUUCUUUAAAAGGACCAAAGAUGUAUAGUGAGGAAUGGAAAAAUACGAUAAAAGAAGAUCUGUUGAAGAAUAAUCUCAAAAAGUUUGUUCGAUUACUAAACGGUUCAGGAGGACAGUCAACAAAUGAUAUACAAGCCAGGAGGGCAGACUAUAUUUCUCACUUUAUUUUACGUUUAACGUAUUGUCGUAGUGAGGAGCUCAGAAGGUGGUUUUUAAAUCGUGAGUUGGAAUGGUUUCGCCUGCGAUUUAUGGUUCAAACACCUCAGUCAAUUUUAAAAUUUUUACGUUUAAACAAGCUGGAGUAUAUACCAAUAUCUCUGAGUGAAAAGGAAAGAAUGCAAAACGAAUUAAUCGCUUCUAUUCCUGGAAUGAGUGAUGUUUUAUGUAACACUAGCGAUUUUUAUAAGGUCCCAUUUAUAGAAGUUAUCCCUUUAGUCAAGAAUAGAAGAGCAUAUUUAAAGCAAGGGUUUGCAUAUAUUCCAAUGUCAGAUCUGGUGGUUUGUAUUCAAUCAAGAUUUAGGGCAUCUUUGAGUGAAAGCUUGAGUUACAUUAAUCAUAAGUUGCCAUUGAUUGAUGAUGAUAGGUUGACUGACCUUUUAUAUAAUUUACAUUUGACAUAUACGGGGAAAAAUUACAAUUACGAAGCUAAUAACAAGGACGGCAUUGAUAUGGACAAUUUUGAUAAUAUUUCAAGAAAACAUUUUCCACUGUGUAUGAGACAUCUACAUGAGACUCUAAGAGCCAAUCAUCAUCUUAAACAUCACAGUCGUUUGCAAUAUGGGCUUUUCAUUAAGGGAAUAGGUGUUUUGUAUGAACAAGCUGUGGAAUUCUGGCGACAAGAGUUUACCAAAAUAAUGGACUCCACAAAAUUUGAUAAAAGUUAUCUUUACAAUAUCAAUCAUCAAUAUGGUAAAGUCGGAAAUAUGACCAACUAUUCACCAUUCAGUUGUAUUAAAAUCAUUAUGAAUAAUGUAGGUCCAGGAGAACAUCAUGGAUGCCCAUUUAAACAUUGGGAUGCUUCAGUUUUAAGGCAGAAAUUAAAUGAAUAUGGUGUACCAUCGGAAGGUGUUAAUUCAAUAAUCGAAUUGGUUGGAAGUGAACAUUAUCAGAUAGCUUGCACAAAAUAUUUUGAAUGUAUCCAUGGUCAACCUGCCACCAACAUCAUAAAUCAUCCUAACCAAUAUUUUGAGGAAAGUACAAAUUUGGCAAAGAUAAGUCAACCUAAAACCUGAGAACCCAAUUUGGACAUAUAAGAAAUGAGCACUUCCCAUAAUACUAUUCCUUUUAAAUGUAUAUAUUUUGUACAUACAUGUUUAAUAUUCUAUUUAAAUAAAUAAAUUAAAU